Messenger RNA from Penicillium manginii, 531 nucleotides. Its product is annotated as transcriptional coactivator p15/PC4 family protein. Gene Ontology annotation, biological process: positive regulation of transcription initiation by RNA polymerase II. The transcript is spliced from 2 exons. Bases 1 to 531 code for a protein of 176 amino acids. Gene Ontology annotation, molecular function: transcription coactivator activity; DNA binding. Lineage: Eukaryota; Fungi; Ascomycota; Eurotiomycetes; Eurotiales; Aspergillaceae. The record is from RefSeq and is a predicted model, not a curated record.
AUGACAUCCCGAAAGCGCUCCUCGUCUCAGCAAGAUGCGGAAGACACCCAAGCCAAGAAGAGCCGUGUGAGCUACAAAGGCGCGCCAAGCAAAACCGACUCCAACGGCGAUCAAUACUGGGAAGUCUCUAAAAUGCGCCGUGUGACUGUUUCCAAGUUCCGCGGUCGAACGAUGGUUAAUGUGCGCGAAUAUUACGAGAAGGACGGACAGGAACUUCCUGGGAAGAAGGGAAUUUCUUUGCCGGUGGAACAAUUCGCCGAGCUCGUCAAGCUUCUUCCUGAUAUUGAGAAGGCCGUCGAGCAACAGGGUGAAUCGCUGCCUCGACCUGAAUACUUCAAUAAUACGGCUCAGGGUCAGGCUGAAGGGACUGAUGAGGAAAUGGAUGGGAAGGGGGAAGCCCCUCGAAGCAGAAUAUCGAGGCUACGAGUGAUGAGGAUAGUGAGGCGUGAUGUGGUAGUCAAUGCAUCCAUCUAUCUCUGUGGCUGGCUGGGAUUUCAAAGGCCGCCGUUCUUCGCUCAAUUUCUUCUAUGA